Messenger RNA from Tuber aestivum (summer truffle), 1645 nucleotides. The record is from the annotation of a GenBank genome assembly. NCBI's taxonomy places the organism in Eukaryota, Fungi, Ascomycota, Pezizomycetes, Pezizales, Tuberaceae.
CCACCACCACCACCACCACCACCACCACAACUCCCAUCACUCAACCACCAAAAAAAUAAAACACCUACACAACAAGCAAAAAUGGCUAGAAUUUCCGCACCAACCAUCAAAGCUGCCAAAAUCCCGAAGCACAUCAUUAAGAUCGGCAUGACCCCCGAGCAAUACUUUGGGCUAAAGAUUCACCUCAAGUCCAUUAUUCUCCCUGGAACUCCCGGAUUCGAAGGUAAGCGUUUCUCUAGCAAGAGUGCGUACCGUGAAUGGCUCAAUCAGGCCCUUCGGGAAAUCGGACCGAGGUUUUUCCCAGGGGGUGGGAAGGGGUUGGUUUGGCCUCUGGAUUAUGAUAGGUGUGUUUUCUUUUUUUUCUAACUUGAUUCUUUUUUAUAUUGUCACGAUUGAGUUGGGUAGACUAAAACUGGCGCUAUAGGAUCUACGGUGCGGUUAAUCAUGUUAUCCAGGCCUUGAGUUAUCAGAUUAGGAAGGAUCAUAAGAAGAAGAUGGAAAGAUCGAGGGUUGCUGGAGGAGAGAAUGAUAAUGGGACGGGGGCGGCUGAAGAUGGUGAACAUUGCGGAGGCAGCCUUGCUGAUGACACUAAUGUUGACGAAGCUGCCACCAUGUCUGAUGAGGAAUCUGUGCAGGAGCAGAAGCAAGAGGAGGAGAUAGUUGUGGACCAGAAUCUCCUCGACGAGGAAACCAUGCGAGAAGAACCAAUCGAAUUGGAAGACCUCUCGGAUUUCAAGAAGGUACGCUUUCCAAACACCCCCUCCCCUACUACCUAGGCGCUAACAAAAUGUUUUUUAUAGCCUGAGGUGUUUGCUGAGUUCGCCGACCUCGCUGAUGAGCAUUUCAACUGGGCUGAUGUUACAGGUGCUGCCCGCCCUGAACAGGUACGUUAUUUGCCCAACUUUGGCCGAUCCGGUCUCUCAAUUCAGAGUGAUGAAGCUAAGCUUUGGGGGAGCAGAGUAUUCGCCUCCUCUUGCUGAUUGCCUAACUUGGCAUCAAUUUUUUCCUCCUUUCAUUGGAGACUCGAGAUGACCCUCCUUAUUGUUUUCUUGCUUAACUAUCUAUGGGGGUGAAGAGAUGAGGGUUUUUUCUGUUGCUGUAGUCUGAUUUUUUUGUAUGCUAGAUUGAAAAAAAAAAAAAAUAGCGAAAUAGUCUUGUCCCUUAUAUUCGGGUUCAAUUUGCCUUCUCACCCGUUGCUCCUUUAUGGAAAUUUUGUCGUGAAGUGACACCUUCCCAAGAUAGGGUGUAUGUUGCUUGGCCAAGGUUCUGCCACCACAGAACCUCAAUCCGUUGACAAAGAACAUCGCCAGGGCACAUUGGGUCAUAAGUGCAAUUCCUGAGAAUGAGAAUGAGUCAAAACUGUCGAUUCAUCUCACGGGGGGUAGCCUUACCGGUAUUGUGGAGAAUUGACAUAAAUAUUUAUUCAGUAAUAAUGCAGGGGUCUUUCCUAGAGUUUAAAUAUUUCCACAAAAGAAUUUCUCCCGCUUUCGGCCACCACACUUUAUUGCAUUGACGCUGUUGGGUGGCUUCUCGUGGAUGCUGGAAACGAAUUUCCUAUUGAAAAUCCACCAACAAAAACCGCUCCACAAUUAUUAGUCAGAUCCUUACGAGUGCAAUUACAGUCCCUACUGCCACAUUGAUGGCC